AUGCUUUUACUUAUAGAACCACCAGGUACUAAACAUCAUAAUGUUACUGGAUCUGAUACACAACAUGGACAGCAUCUUCUGGAAUAUAGCACACCUGAAGAAGACGAAGAACCGGAUUGUGAUGAUAUAAAUCCACCAACAACUGUCGAAACAGUAGCAUCUUGCGCUCAAAAAAUUGAUCAGUUCUUGGUUGGCAAAUCGAAUUCAUGUGAGUUUUCGGAUCGAUGGAAACGUGAAUUCAGUGAACGACCGUCAUGGUGUGACGCAGAUAUGGCUUUGCAACAAAUUAAACGAGGUAAAGCACGUGGCAGUCGCGCAGCUUUAUAUUCCAGAAGCUUAAUCCAAAAAGCAUUGUUUACUUUGGGAACAUUUGUACAUCAUCAUGCUUGUCUUGUUAUAUUUACCGUUAUAAUGUUCUUCUGUUUCUGCUGCUAUGGUUUACGAUAUGUUCGCAUUGAAACAGACGUUGUCAAGUUAUGGGUAGCACGUGGUGGUCGUUUGGAAGAAGAACUUAAUUUUCUUUCAAGAAUAGAAAAGUCAAGUUCAGACAAAGCACAUGGUGAAACAGGUCUUGGUGGUGCUUAUCAGGUUGUGAUACAAACUCCUACAGUUGAAGGUGAUAAUAUACUUACUCAAGAAGGUUUAUUAGAACAUGUUACAAUUUUGGAAGAAAUUGCGAAGUAUAAAGUGAACGUUGCUGGCGAAAAUUGGACCCUUGCUGAUCUGUGUUUCAAACCACCAGCACCAAAAAUAGAUAAAUUAUUUGCGGAAUUUGUACCACUUAUUGAUAAAAUAAUACCAUGUAUUUGGAUUACACCAAUUGAUUGCUUUUGGGAGGGAUCAAAAGCAAUUGGACCACAUCCCAGUAUUGAAAGCAGUUCGCUCGGUUUUGGGAAAGAAUUUUUGACAUCAUUAUCAAAUAUGGACACUUUAUCAUGGUCGAAUAUUGAUCCACAAGCGCUGCUGGAUGAAUUGGCCGAGAUUUUGGACCUGGGUGAUUUCAACAGUUUUUUCCAUCGAGCUAACAUAGGCAGAGGUUAUCUUGAUCGAUGGUGCAUCGAUCCACUUAACACGGAAUGCCCAACUGGAUCACCAAAUCAUUUUGCUUUUUGUGAUCUCAUCGCUAGAUUUUUGGAAUAUGCCAAGAAACAUGGUUUUGAAGUACCAAUUGAUCCCGAAUAUCUUCAUCGCGAGGAAAGAAAGAAGAACCAGGAAGAUGAAUACAGUAUUUUCCCUUUCUUCGGCAUAAGACAAAAGAGAAGUCUGAAAAAGUCGACUGAUAAUUAUUUAAACCUAGACGGAACGUCAAAUGAUGCAAAUCGAUCUGAACUUUCCUUUAACGAUGCUGAAGCCAUCAAAACAAAUAUAACGAAACUUGAGACUGUUCAUUUUCUUUCAAAACUUACCGGAAAUAGCACGAACAAUGAACAGGUUGGAACUUCUACAGUGGGAAGCAAAUCUGUCGGAUUAUUGGAACCGUUAAAAAUAACAACUCCAAAUCCAAAGAGAGGUUCAAUCGCUUAUCAAGAUGACAAUGAUUUUCUGUAUGAAGAUGAUGAAGAUAAAGAAAUUAAUUUAAAUGCUGAACUUUGCGCGAAAUAUGCACGAUCUUUUUCGGAAUGGCUUCGGAAUAAUACGGAUAAAUGGCAUGAGCUCCUUAAAUUGCAUGAAAUGCCUUUACUUCCUAAUUACGGUGAAGUAAUGACCGGUGGCUGUCGUAGUUUUGCCAAAGAUGUUAUGUCAUGGCCACAGGAUUUGAUUAUUGGUGGCGUUAGGAUCAAAAAUGGUACAAUUGAAAGUGCGGAAGCUUUGCAAAGCGUGUUCUUGGUUGCUUCUCCUACUGAUAUAUAUAAUCGUUUUAAGGAUGGUGAUAGGAUUUAUUCGAAACGAAAUUUAAAUCUAACACAAUGGAAUGUAACUGUGGCAGAAACUGUGAUCAAAACAUGGCAGCGUAAUUUUACCAGAAAUUUAUACAAUCAUCAAUCGAAUUUUAUUAUUGACCAGAAAAGUGAUGCGAAAAUUGUUCAUCGUCGCAUACAUCCAUUAGCAUCGACAUCAGUAACCGAUAUGCUAGAACAAUUUUGCAAAUUCAAUUAUAGCAUCAUUUUUAUUGGAUACUUUCUGAUGUUGAUCUAUGCAUUACAAGCUCAAAUGAAAUGUCAUGGAUGCAUGCUAGCUGUUGAUUCAUGCAUAGGUUUGGCCUUUGCUGGUGUCUUAACAGUUACCUUUGCAUCGAUCGCUGGCUUAGGUCUAUCCACAUGGCUGGGUAUCGAAUUCAAUGCUGCUACUACUCAGAUAGUGCCAUUUCUAACGCUUGGUAUUGGCGUGGAUAAUAUUUUUCUCUUGUUGCAUAAUUAUCACAGUGUAAUGGAUAAUGUGAAGAAGGAUGAAGUCGGUAUAUUAAUGAAAGAAACCGGUAUGAGUGUUAUGAUGACAUCCAUCAAUAAUAUCCUUUCAUUUCUUGCCGGAACAUUGUUGCCAAUUCCCGCAUUACGUGCAUUUUGUGCACAGUCAUCCAUUCUUCUGACGUUUAAUCUUAUUGCUGUGCUUACGAUUUUCCCAGCAAUCAUAUCGAUUGAUUUAUGUCGUCGCAAAAGUUUUCGUCGAGAUAUUUGUUGUUGCUCAGUGAUAAGUUCAUUUGCAAGAGAAGGUAGUUAUAUGAUUGAUGUUGGUGUCAAACCACAUAUUCAAGAGAAAUUGACAGUUGGUGGAACAGUGCCUUCAUAUCAUAAUCUAUACUCUCCUAAUGAUCGUAGCGAUGACAUGGAGGAUGAUUUGGUGAAACCUUGGACCCUUCAUGCUUUCCUACGACAUUACUAUAUACCGUUCUUAAAAAAGGGAGUAGUUAAAAUAUUUGUCAUAUUGACUUGCUUAUGCUUGUUAUUUGCCGGAUUAAUUGGAUUGCGGAACACUACGUUUGGUCUUGAAAUGAGCGAUGUGUUGCCUGAUCAGACAGCACCGGCUGCUUUCUUGAAAGCUCGGGAUCGUUACUUCAGCUUUUAUCCAAUGUUUGCUGUAUUACGUGGACCAGGCAUUGACUAUGCAAAAAAUCAACACAAAAUCGAUGAUUAUCGUUUAACUAUUGGCAGUUCUCCUUUCGUUGUAAAAAACAGUGAGAAGGAACCAAGCGAGAGAUAUUGGUUAUCAAUGUUAAGGAUUUGGCUGCAGAAUUUACAACAAAAGUUAGAUCAGGCGAUAGCUGAUGGUUUGAUUGAUGCUUCAACGGGUACAAUUGCGGGUGAAGGAACCGAUUUUGUGGGAGAAACUGAAAAAUUAUCGACUGAUGUCAAUAUUGCUUAUCGAUUAGCAUGUAGCUAUGGAUACACGUAUAACUGUACCGGUCGUAUUGGAAGAGUACGUUUUGUAGAUGAAAGUGGAACAAUUAAUAUGGAAAGUUUUUACAACUACUUAACAGCUUGGUAUAAUUCUGAUAAAAUGAUGUAUCAUGUAUCACUUGCUUCAUUCAUUCCUUCACCACCGGAAUGGACGAUUGAAAAUAAAACUCGUUUGAUUCCACCAGCAGGUCCAUUCGAGUAUAGCCAAAUACCCUUUUAUCUUACAAAUCUAUCCAGUACACCAGUUAUCAUCGAGAUGGUUAAAGAGAUUCGUGCUAUUUGUGAUGAAUUUACUGCUAAUGGUCUGCCAAAUUUCCCCACUGGAGUUGCAUUCACAUUUUGGGAACAGUAUUUACAUCUGAGCGGCAAUCUUUUCCAAGCUAUUUGUGUAAUAGCAUUUGCUGUAUUCUGCGUGAUUUCUAUUAUUAUAUGCAAUCCAUGGGCUGCCGGCAUUAUUUUGAUAAUUUUGCUGCUAAUGACAGUCGAACUCACAGGUUUUCUUGGUUUAGUUGGUAUCAAACUGAAUCCUAUCUCAGCUGUAACAGUUAUUACUGCCGUUGGUAUUGGAGUGGAAUUUACAGCACAUGUUGUGCUGGCAUUUUUGACAUCACUUGGUACUCGAAAUGAUCGAAUGGCAUCCUGCAUCGAUCGUGUUUUUGUUCCUGUUAUUCAUGGUGCUUUCUCGACACUGCUUGGAAUUAUUAUGCUUGCUUUUUCGGAAUUUGAAUUUGUUGUGAAAUAUUUUUUCAUAGUAAUGACAGCAUUAAUUUUUAUCGGUGUUAUCAAUGGUCUUGCUUUGUUACCAGUUUUACUUUCACUUAUUGGACCACCAUGUGAGAUUGAACCGUUGGAUGGAAGCCAUCGUUUGUCUCCUCCACCACCGCUACAACGACGGAUACAACGGACAGUGCAAGAAUCACAAGUACAUCGACGUAACUGUUCAGAUGAUAGUAAUACUGCCACUCUUGGUUCUGAAAAUUGCAGUACAAUGCUACUAAUAUCGCCACCGCGAAGUGGUAAUGGUGGUUUAUCGGGUGCACCACGACUGGUUCCAAAUAGUCAUGCUCGGUCCGCAAGUGCUCAUAUCGUAUAA
Brugia malayi is the source of this 4428-nucleotide messenger RNA. RefSeq names its product Patched protein homolog 1, putative. Bases 1 to 4428 code for a protein of 1475 amino acids. NCBI's taxonomy places the organism in Eukaryota, Metazoa, Nematoda, Chromadorea, Rhabditida, Onchocercidae. Gene Ontology annotation, molecular function: hedgehog family protein binding; smoothened binding; hedgehog receptor activity. Gene Ontology annotation, biological process: smoothened signaling pathway. Gene Ontology annotation, cellular component: plasma membrane. The transcript is spliced from 26 exons. The record is from RefSeq and is a predicted model, not a curated record.